UUCAAGUUCCCAUCAGUUUUAAGAAGACCACUAUCAUCCUGGUACCGAAGAAAAACAAGGUAACAUGCCUCAAUGACAACCGACCAGUGGCUAUGACAUCCACCAUCACGAAGUGCUUCGAGAGGCUGGUCAUGGCACGCAUCAACUCCAGCGUCCCAGACAAUCUCGACCCACUGCAAUUCGCCUAUUGCCGAAACAGGUCUACAACGGAUGCCAUCUCCCUGGCCCUACACUCAGCUCUGGAGCAUCUGGACAGUAAAGACACCUAUGUUAGACUAUUGUUUAUUGACUACAGCUCUGUCUUCAAUACAAUAAUCCCAAGCAAACUUGUCACCAAACUCCAAGACCUAGGACUCAACACCUCCCUCUGUAACUGGAUCCUUGACUUUCUAACAAACAGACUGCAAUCAGUGAGGAUAGGCAGCAAUACCUCCGGCACGAUUAUUCUCAACACUGGUGCCCCGCAAGGCUGCAUCCUCAGCCUUCCUGAGCUGGUCAUUGACUUCAGGAAAGGGGGUGGUAUACAUGCACCUGUCUACAUCAAUGGUGCUCAGGUGGAGAGGGUUGAGAGCGUCAAGCUCCUGGGAGUGAACAUCACCAACAGCCUGUCCUGGUCAAAUCACGUAGAUGCCAUGGCCAAGAAAGCUCACCAGCGCCUCUACUUCCUCAGGAGGAUAAAGAAAUUUGGUUUGUCCCCUUUGACUCUCACCAAUUUUUAUUGAUGCACCAUAGAAAGCAUCCUAUCUGGAUGUAUCACGGCUUGGUAUGGCAAUUGCUCUGCCCAGGACCGCAAGAAACCGCAGAGAGUUGUGGACACAGCCCAGCGCAUCACGGACACCAGCCUCCCCUCCUUGGACUCUGUCUUUACCUCUUGCUGCCUUGGCAAAGCAGCCGGCAUAAUCAAAGACCCCACCCACCCAAGUCAUUCUCUCCUCUCUCCUCUUCCAUCCGGUAGAAGAUACAGGAGCCUGAGGGCACGUACCACCAGACUUAAGGACAGCUUCUACCCCACUGUGAUAAGACUAUU
This is a messenger RNA of Pristis pectinata (smalltooth sawfish), 1027 nucleotides long. RefSeq lists its product as uncharacterized. The coding region runs from base 93 to 722 and encodes 209 amino acids. Gene Ontology annotation, molecular function: methyltransferase activity; 2-oxoglutarate-dependent dioxygenase activity. The record is from RefSeq and is a predicted model, not a curated record. The transcript is spliced from 2 exons. Lineage: Eukaryota; Metazoa; Chordata; Chondrichthyes; Rhinopristiformes; Pristidae.